AUGUCUCUUAUGCGAAACCCUAGACUCUUCGCCCGUCUUUUCAAUUGGGUAUCUGAAGUUUCUGUAGAAACCCUCUUUAAACCCCAACUCCCGGGUAACCCUAGAUCUUUCGCCACCCGAAGAAGAGUCGAUGCUGAAGUUUUCGGCGAGAAGUGGAGCUCCAGACCACGAAAUGAGAUUCGGAAGUUGGCUCAGGUUGCGAUGUUUGAUUACUUCUACAACAACAGGGGAUUGCAGUUUCUGAUCGCCGAGAGUAUGAGCGAGAAUGCGCCUGUUUUUAACGAUAAUCUUCUCAAGAAGCUAAACUGUGACGCUGAUGGCGACGAUGAUUUGGUGAGAUCCAUCACCAGGUUUCUAUGGUUUCACCCUGUGAAUGAAUUCGAGCCGUUCCUCGAGAGUUUAGGCCUGAACCCAUCUGAGUUUAGCCAUCUGAUUCCCUGCGAUAAGAUGUUCUUGAAUGAAGACGCUUUUUUGCUGGAUAAUUACCAUGUCUUUUGGAACUAUGGAAUCGUCAGGGAGAAGAUGGGGAAGAUCUUCAAGGAAGCUAGGGAAGUUUUCGGGUAUGGAACUGGGGUUUUAGCUUCCAAGAUCAAGGCUUGUGAGGAUUUGGGGUUUAGCAAACUGUUUUUAUCCAAACUUAUUGUCUGUAGCCCGAGUAUCCUGAUUGGGAAUACGCAUGUGGAACUGGCUAAAGUCAUGGAGAUGCUGAGAAGAAUGGGUUUUGGUUUCGACUGGGUAUCAGAGAACUUAUCAGAGGAAGCAUCUUAUGAUUGGAGCUCUAUGCAUAGGUGUUUGAAUUAUCUUAGAGCUAUGUGUGUCGAUGAGGAUGAGCUGCGUGAGCUAAUCAGGGAGCGGCCAAGACUGAUUUUCGACAACUCAGGGGAAUGGACACUGGUUCUUGCUGGGUUUCAAACGAAACUAGGGUCAUCAAGAAGUGAAGUCUCUUCGUUGCUCCUGAAACUCCCGCUGAUUCAGGAGUUAAGGAAAUGCGUUUCGAAUCUUAGGCACUGCUUCCUGUUCCUGAAAGAUAUCAAGAUGGAGGCUGAUGAGAUCGGCGAGGUUUUCCGCUCUCACUCUUCGUGGCUCGCUGUGUCUCGUUUGAAGCAAACCAGUACUUUUCUUAACACUUUGAAAGGUGGGAAAAAACGGCUUUGUCAAGUCAUUCAAGAGAACCCAGAGGAGAUGAAAAAAUGGACAAUGGGGAUAAGAGUCCAGCCACUACCAGGUACCGAAGUGUACAUAGAUUCGAAAGCAAUGAAGACUGCGUUUCUGUUGGAGCUUGGAUACAAGGAGAACUCAGAGGAAAUGGAGAAAGCACUCAAGAGUUUCCGCGGCAGAGGAUCUGAGCUCCGAGAGAGGUUUAAUUUCCUUGCGAGUUUGGGGUUUAAUGAGAAAGAUGUCAAGGAUAUGGUGAAAGCAUCUCCUGAUAUCCUCACUCAGGCAAGUGAUGUACUGGAAACGAAGGUUAACUACCUUGUAAACGAGUUAGGUUAUCCGCUUUCGACUUUGGUGGCUUUCCCUACGUGUCUUAAGUACACUCUUCAUCGGAUGAAGCUCAGGUUUGCGAUGUUUUCAUGGCUUCGAGCACGAGGAAAGGUAGACGCGAAGCUUGCAGUUAGUACUAUACUUGUGUACUCGGACAAGACCUUUGCGACUAGAUUUGUAAACCGUCACCCGGAUGGGCUUAAGCAUUUUGAGGAUUUGAAGAAACAGAGGAUUGACACACAAGAGUGUUCAUCAAGUUUAUAUAGGAUUGACACACAACAGUGCAAAUAA
Molecule: messenger RNA, 1776 nt
Organism: Thlaspi arvense
Lineage: Eukaryota; Viridiplantae; Streptophyta; Magnoliopsida; Brassicales; Brassicaceae
Source: the annotation of a GenBank genome assembly